This is a messenger RNA of Vicia faba (fava bean), 1704 nucleotides long. Lineage: Eukaryota; Viridiplantae; Streptophyta; Magnoliopsida; Fabales; Fabaceae. The record is from the annotation of a GenBank genome assembly.
AUGUCAGUCUCCCGCCUCCACCUACAGCUUUUCACACCCCCGCACACAACCUUCCACCACACCAACCACCUCCCAUCUCCCACCCUCUCCUUCCCCCCUCGCCGCUUCCCCAUCAUCCGCACCUCCUCCACAACAUCCCAAAUAAUAACCUCCGACUCCAACGGAGUAUCACCAGGACUCCCACCAGAUCUCGGCUCAAUCGAAGUCGACGCCGUCACCGAAACAGAACUAAAAGAAAACGGCUUCCGUAGCACCCGGAGAACCAAACUCGUCUGCACUGUCGGACCCGCUACCUGCGGGUUUGAACAGCUUGAAGCUCUUGCCGUUGGAGGAAUGAACGUUGCGAGAAUCAACAUGUGUCAUGGGACUAGAGAGUGGCAUAAAACCGUUAUCGACCGUGUUCGAAGACUUAACCACGAGAAGGGAUUCGCGGUUGCGAUUAUGAUGGAUACUGAAGGUAGUGAGAUUCAUAUGGGUGAUCUCGCUGGUGCUUCUUCUGCUAAAGCUGAAGAUGGUCAGAUCUGGACUUUCAGUGUUAGGGCGUUUGAUUCUUCUCUUCCACUUCCACAUCGGACCAUCAAUGUUAACUAUGAGGGUUUCGCCGAAGAUGUAAAGGUUGGGGAUGAGCUUUUGGUUGAUGGGGGGAUGGUUAGGUUUGAGGUAAUUGAGAAGAUAGGCCCGGAUGUGAAGUGUCUUUGUACUGAUCCUGGCUUGUUGUUGCCAAGGGCGAAUCUCACUUUCUGGAGGAAUGGUAGUUUAGUUCGAGAAAGGAAUUCCAUGCUCCCUACAAUAUCUUCAAAGGAUUGGUUAGACAUUGAUUUUGGUAUUGCUGAGGGUGUUGAUUUUAUUGCCAUUUCAUUUGUCAAAUCUGCCGAAGUUAUUACUCAUCUUAAAAGCUAUAUUGCUGCAAGAUCUCGUGACAGUGAUAUUUCAGUCAUUGCAAAGAUAGAGAGUAUUGAUUCACUGAAGAACUUAGAGGAGAUCAUUCAAGCAUCAGAUGGAGCUAUGGUGGCACGUGGAGAUUUGGGAGCUCAGAUACCUUUGGAACAGGUUCCUGCUGCUCAACAAAGGAUUGUUCAAGUUUGCAGGCAAAGGAAUAAACCUGUUAUUGUGGCCUCUCAGCUACUUGAAUCCAUGAUUGAGUAUCCUACUCCUACAAGAGCUGAAGUAGCAGAUGUUUCUGAAGCAGUGAGGCAACGCGCUGAUGCUUUGAUGCUUUCUGGUGAGUCAGCAAUGGGCCAGUUCCCUGACAAGGCCUUGACUGUAUUAAGGAGUGUCAGUUUGAGAAUCGAGAAGUGGUGGAGGGAUGAGAAACGCUAUGAAGCUACGCAACUUCCCUCAGUUGGGAGUUAUUUUUCAGAAAAAAUAUCUGAAGAAAUCUGCAAUUCAGCUGCAAAGAUGGCCAAUCAUUUAGAGGUGGAUGCACUUUUUGUUUACACGAAGACAGGGCACAUGGCAUCUCUAUUGUCACGUUGUCGACCCGACUGUCCAAUCUUUGCUUUUACUACCACUCCGUCUGUCCGAAGACGUCUGAACCUCCAGUGGGGCUUGAUACCUUUCCGUCUUAGCUUCUCCGAGGACAUGGAAAGCAAUCUCAACAAAACAUUCUCAUUGCUAAAGGCCAGAAAUUUGAUCAAAUCUGGUGACCUUGUCAUUGCUGUCUCAGAUAUGUUUCAGUCAAUACAAGUGAUGAAUGUUCCAUAA